UCCCCGCGCCCCGUGCCCCGCACUCCGCCCACCGGCGGGUAUUCGAAGUCCCGGGCGCCUCGGAUCCUACUUCCGGCCACAGCGAACUGUCCUGGCCUUGCUCCUGGCUGCGGCGCCGAGACUCUGGGGUCUAUCAUCAUGGAUGCGCUAUCAGAAGCAAAUGGCACCUUUGCCUUCAACCUCUUGAAAAAGCUGGGUGAAAACAACUCACAAAACGUGGUUUUUUCACCUAUGAGCAUCUCCUCUGCCCUGGCCAUGGUCUUCCUGGGGGCCGAGGGAAACACCGCUACCCAGAUAUCCCAGGCGCUUUCUUUAAAUAAAAGUCGAGGUGGAGGUGGAGAUGUUCACCAAGGUUUCCAGUUGCUUCUCACUGAAGUUAACAAACCCGGCACUCAGUACUUGCUCAGGAUGGCCAACAGGCUCUUUGGAGAGAAGACAUAUGAUUUCCUCUCAUCUUUCAAAGAUUCCUGCUGCAAAUUCUACCAAGCAGAGAUGGAAGAGCUUGACUUUGCCAAUGCUACAGAGGAGUCCAGAAAGCACAUCAACACCUGGGUAGCCAAGAAGACAGAAGGUAAAAUUACAGAGUUGCUGUCUUUAGGUACCGUUAAUUCCCUGACUAGCCUGGUUCUCGUGAAUGCCAUCUACUUCAAAGGAAACUGGGACAACCGUUUUAACAAACAACAGACUAAGGAAAGACCUUUUAAAAUUAGCAAGAAUGAGGAGAAGCCUGUGCAAAUGAUGUUUAAGAAAUCUACUUUUAAAAUUACCUAUAUAGGAGAAAUAUUCACCCAAAUUCUGGUGCUUCCCUAUGUCGGGAAGGAGCUGAAUAUGAUCAUCAUGCUUCCAGAUGGAAACACUGAUUUGAGCACGGUGGAAAAAGAACUUACUUAUGAGAAAUUCAUGGAAUGGACAAGGCCGGCCAUGCUGGAUGAGGAAGAGGUAGAAGUCUUCCUUCCUAGAUUCAAGCUGGAGGAGAAAUAUGAUAUGAAGGACGUCCUUCACAGUCUGGGCAUGGCUGAUGCCUUUGUCCAGGGCAGGGCAGACUUCUCUGGAAUGUCAUCCAGGAAAGACCUGUGUCUAUCCAAGGUUGUACACAGGUCUUUUGUGGAGGUCAACGAGGAAGGCACAGAGGCAGCGGCUGCCACUGCUGCCAUCAUGAUGUUGCGCUGCGCAAGGGUCACCCCCCGGUUCUGUGCUGACCACCCCUUCCUCUUCUUCAUCCAGCACACCAAGACAAACGGGAUUCUGUUCUGUGGCCGGGUCUCCUCUCCCUAAGGAAGAGGGGUCACUAGUUGUAGCCCUCCUCCUUUCUCCUACCUACGUGCCUUUCCUCUGACACCUAACAGUGUGCCUGCAACCCAGAGGGACCUUCCUAGUGCAGUGGUGACAGCUCAGAAAUAAAGGGCCUGAUCUUGA
Loxodonta africana (African savanna elephant) is the source of this 1416-nucleotide messenger RNA. It is a transcript of the gene SERPINB6, whose product is annotated as serpin family B member 6. Bases 139 to 1275 code for a protein of 378 amino acids. NCBI's taxonomy places the organism in Eukaryota, Metazoa, Chordata, Mammalia, Proboscidea, Elephantidae. The transcript is spliced from 7 exons. Gene Ontology annotation, cellular component: cytoplasm. Gene Ontology annotation, molecular function: serine-type endopeptidase inhibitor activity. The record is from RefSeq and is a predicted model, not a curated record.